UUAAAACGACACUGUCAUGGCUUCCUUCGCCAUCGUGCGUCGAGUUUUAUAACAGAAGUACCAGACGAAACACUCCGAGGAGAGGGAGAGAGAGAGAUCAGAAAGCGAAAAAGGAAGAGAUGGAAAUGGCGACCAAGACCGAUGUCAGAGCGGAGCGAAGGAGAAGAAUUUCAAGCCGAGAAGGGGAUCGAAUGGCUCUCAUCACCGGCCGCUUGCGAAAUCUGCCUCCCUCGCCACCGCCUUCUCCCUCUUCGCCGCCAUUUUUUCAUCAUUAUACACAUCAACGCGGCCAUUCGCACACUGGAAUCAACCCGUCCUUCUUCGCAAAGGACACCCACAAGAAUCCUGAUUCCGGUCCUCUCCCUCAAAACCACGAUGUUUCCAAGCCUAAGGAUGAAAAGGCUCCCCCUCUACUGAAGCAUAUUUCAAUCAAUGAAGUUCAUAAUAAUGCUGCCAUAGAAUACCAAUUCAAUCCUAAAAAACUAGACCCCAUAGGAGAAGGAAGCACUGAACUAAUCUUAAGUCCGUCUUCCGUAACAAUGGUUCAGAAGGCCUGCAUUGAUAACGAACCACUGCCAAAAACAAAGCCCUCAAAACCUAGACUCAUCACUUCAAAACGACUAAAUGCCAGCAUUUUAGCUUCUCAAACCACACGAGUUUUCUGUUCGCUGAUCAUUGCAUCGUUGGCCAUUCUAUCGCAAGUCGAUAUCCCACUUACUAUAAUUAGAAACAUAGUGAGGUCAGAGACUGUGAUGGCCUCAAAACCUCUCUACAUUCUACUGCUCACCAACGCAACGAUUGUGGUGGCGAGAAUGUUGGCUGAAAAACAGAAAGACAGGGGGGAGGCAGAGGAAGAAUGUGAGAAAAUGAAGGAAGAUGCACAGAACUGGGACUCAGCUGUGAAAGUUUUGGAGAGAGGUUUGGUGUUUUACCAAGCUUUUCGUGCAUUUUUCAUUGAUUUUAGUGUUUAUGCAGUGGUUGUUAUCUGUGGCCUCUCUGUGCUGUAUGUGUUCGGUUUGAUCUAGUGAACCAUCUUCAGUUCCUUGGAGCUUAGCAGAUGGAUCACAUUUUGAAAGAUUGCUGGUUUCAUUAUGUUCUUUCUUUGAAGGGUACAUAUACAUAUUUGAAGAGCACCA
This is a messenger RNA of Cucurbita moschata (crookneck pumpkin), 1136 nucleotides long. RefSeq lists its product as uncharacterized. The transcript is spliced from 2 exons. Bases 120 to 1025 code for a protein of 301 amino acids. NCBI's taxonomy places the organism in Eukaryota, Viridiplantae, Streptophyta, Magnoliopsida, Cucurbitales, Cucurbitaceae. The record is from RefSeq and is a predicted model, not a curated record.